This is a messenger RNA of Porites lobata, 1135 nucleotides long. NCBI's taxonomy places the organism in Eukaryota, Metazoa, Cnidaria, Anthozoa, Scleractinia, Poritidae. The record is from the annotation of a GenBank genome assembly.
UCGUCUUCCUCUGUGCUAAUUACAAGUCAUCUUUACUUUCAGCGAUCUAUGCUGGGUUUCCCUGGUAUUCCAGGAUCAAAAGGUAUACCGGGAGUGCCGAGCGGUCCGGGGCCACACGGACCCCAAGGAAGAGAAGGUGUAAAAGGACAAAUUGGUGAUAAAGGAUCACAAGGAAUGCCGGGUCCAAGAGGAGACAGAGGGCGCGAGGGAACCCCUGGGAAGAGUGGACCCCGAGGAAUUAAGGGAAUGAAAGGUGAACAGGGACUUGUGAGAAUGAAAGGAGAGCGAGGCAUUGUGGGAAAUCAAGGAAGAAAAGGAGACAAAGGAGAGAAAGGAGAAAGCGCCAAAGCAAGUCAAGCAAGAGUAGUACCACAAACCAACUGGAAACAAUGUGUGUGGAAAUCAGACAGCGAUACUUAUAACGGAAAGAUUAAGGUAAAUAGAAUAAGAAUCAUAACACACUCCUAAGAAAGUUCAUUCCUUUUUAAAUUAAAAUGUUUCAAAGAAGAACGUCUCCCCUCUCACUCACCGUUUGCCAACACCUUACAUAAAUAACUAAAUUGCAUUUCUCUCUACUUUGGUUCCUUUGAUACGAAAAACAGAAAACCGUGGUACGUGAUAAAAUGAUUCCUGACCAUAUGGAUAAGGACAACAAAAAUUUAAGCUUUUACAGAGUUUUUAAACAUUAGCAAGUAAUCUUGACUGGCGUUGUUAGAAUCAAUCAAUACACAAGGUUGCUCGCCCUACUACAAUAUGUUUGAUUUGUUUGAUUUUAUUCUAGGACUGUGCGUUUAACAAACUACAGUCUAAUUCAGCGCUCAGAGUCUCAUUCCAGGGCAACAUGAAGGUCCAAAGUAGUGUUAAGUGUAACCGGUGGUAUUUCAAGUUUAAUGGAAAUGAAUGCAGUGGAUCAAUGACGAUUGAGGCUGUUGUUUACAACUGGUGGCCAUCUGGGAACCCUGAUCUGUUGCAUCAUCGGUCAUUUGAUGGGUACUGUGAAAACAUUCCACAAGGCGCUGUAAGAGUGGAAUUAUGGGUAGGAAAGUGUAGUGGUCAAACCCUGGGUAAUGCUUACACUGGGUGGAAAUCAGUUUCCCGGAUAAUGAUUGAAGAAGUAUCUAGGCCCCAGUCCUAA